AUGAGCCAAGAGUACUUUCCUGCUACUGGCAGCUCGUCUGCCUCCAAAGAUGCGUCCUCGAGCCACCAAGAGCACGACGAACAGAAACCGUCAUUUCCGAACUCGUGGGCAGCACCACAAUAUAUGACCGUUGGCAAUGGAGCAAGACCAGCCGCUGCCGAAGCACUUAUUUCGUCUUUGAAUCAUGAUUCCGGCUACGGUGGAAGUGUUGCUGGAGAUGGCGCGCUCGAGGGAGACCUGACCGAUUGGCAGGCCGGAAUGCUUGAAGACCGGCCGACGCCUGCGCAUACACCUCGUGAGACAGGCCCAGAGGGCGACGCGGGGAGACAAAUACUUGCGAGUCACGUUCAUCAACUUCAAUAUAACGCGAAUCGAACCAAACUAGCCAGAGCGAUUAGCCAAGCAAUCAAGAUUCUAGAAGGUUUACGGGAUAUGAACGGACAAUGGCCACUUCAUUAUCCAUCAUAUCAACCUUCAGAACGACCGUCGUUGCAGCAAACCAGGUCGCAAGACGACAUACAUACCUUGGAAAACCAAGAAUCCUCACCGUCACGCCCACCCCCAAUCAGGCGUGCAGCUACAUCUCUCGAUACUGCCGACGCUGGCGAAUCUAGUGCUGCUGCUGAGCGCCGUGCACUACCGGAGCCCCGUCUGAUGAGUCGCGAAAUGGCCGAAAAGUUUAUGGUUCUGAAAAUUGAACUCAAGCUCGGGGCUGCCUCCCAGACGGAACUUGUCCACUCACUGGAGAAAAAGUCGAUUGCCUCGUUAUUGAACGGGAAGAUAAAUCAGAGCGUCAAGCAUCUCCUAGCGUUAAGAGAUCGCAUCAACGACACAUCUAGUAAAGUAUUGAUCACCGGAGACUUGAAUGCUGGAAAAUCAACCUUCUGCAACGCAUUGUUACGUCGCAAGAUUUUACCGGAAGACCAGCAACCUUGUACUAGUAUCUUCUGUGAGGUGCUCGAUGCGCGGGAAAAUGGCGGGGUUGAAGAAGUCCACGCUAUUCCCAAGGAACGAAUUUACAACCGCAACGAUGAAAGCACAUACGAUGUCUUUUCGCUAUCGGCAUUGGAGGAUAUAGUAACCGACAACUCAAAGUACACCCAGUGCAAAGUCUACGUGAAAGACGUUAGGACUAUCGACGAAUCUCUUUUGAAUAAUGGUGUUGUUGACAUUGCCCUGAUCGACGCCCCUGGUUUGAACUCGGACUCUGUCAAGACAACCGCGGUAUUUGCACGCCAGGAAGAGAUUGAUGUCGUUGUCUUUGUUGUGUCUGCGGCCAAUCACUUUACGCUAUCUGCGAAGGACUUUAUUAUGAGCGCAGCACAUGAGAAGGCGUAUAUGUUUAUGGUUGUCAAUGGAUUCGACAAUAUACGAGACAAAGGAAGGUGCCAACGGAUGAUUCUGGAUCAAAUAGCCAAACUGAGUCCUCACACAUACAAGGACGCUGAGGAGCUAGUUCAUUUCGUUUCGAGCAAUGCUAUACCAGUUCAACCCGGCAUCACUGCAGGAUCUGGGUCUGGUGGUGGUGGCGAUCCAUCUGACCAUGAUGAGCCCAGCGAUCCUGAGGAUGGUGCUGACGGAAAGGGAAAGAAGGGGAAAGGUAAAGGCAAAGAGAAGGAGAAAAUCCAGGAUUUCGAAAAGCUGGAAGGAGCCUUGCGCCGUUUCGUUCUUGAGAGGCGUGCACGAUCGAAAUUGGCACCUGCACGAACAUAUAUUCUCAAUGUGCUGUCUGACAUUAAUACGUUGGCAUCAGUAAAUCGGGACGUUGCUCAAUCGGAACUUGAUCGCGUCAGUUCAGAGCUUGAAGAGAUCGUGCCUGCGUUUGAAGAUGGAAAGAAAAAGAAAACAGAGAUCGCGGAGCAGGUCGAGAUUGCCAUAGAGAGGUCUUGUGAGGAUGUUUACAACUACACGCGCCAGAACCUGAACAACACGAUAGACAAGGUCGCUUACGCUGACCUUGGUGUGGAAUAUCCCGGGUUGCUCUCCGCUUUUCAGUACGCAGAAGAUCUCAAGAUUGCCAUGCUUGAUCAGGUAUCGGCCGCAGUGCUCGAGUGCGAGAAUUAUGCUCGCGCAAAGACAACGCAAGGAGUCUCUUACAUUCAACAACUUGGUUUGUUGCAUGUCGGGGAAGAUAAAUUCCCCGCUUUGAGUUUCCGAGCCGACAACAUGUUCCAAAGACGACGACAUGCUUUGGCAAGACAAAUUGAUACGCAGGUAGAAUUGUGGGAUUUUUUCGAUAUUCCUGGACUCUGGGAACGACAAGAAAAGGUUGCCGGUACUGGUGUCGCCAUGACGGCUGUCACAGUACUCGGUGGACGCGCCAUUGCAGGAUUUGGUUGGAUAGAUGGAGUUUUCGGUGCUGCGAAAGUGCUCGGGUCUAACAACAUACGGCGAAUGAUUAUCCCUGGAAUGGUUGCAGCUGCGAUUUUGACAACGGCUUAUGUCCUCUCAAUCAUCCCUCAGACUCUUCCUCCUCGCCUUUCACGCAAAUUGGCGGCUUCCCUCGCCGAAGUAGACUAUGUCCACUCAAACGCUUCACGUAUCUCAACUCAAGUCCGCCGUGUAUUGGGCAUGCCAGCUGCCAACUUACAUUCUCAUCUUGCUCAGGGUGUCGAGGAUCUAGCACGUCGCAGGGAAGAAGUGGCCAAGAUCAAGCAGGAGAGCGAAGUUGCCAGAAAGUAUUUCGCCAACUUAUUCCGAGAAACCCAAGAAAGUCGACGAACAGUCGAACAGAUUGACCUGGAAGGUCCUCUACCGGGAGCCUUGGCUCAUUAA
Messenger RNA from Talaromyces marneffei, 2775 nucleotides. RefSeq lists its product as uncharacterized. Gene Ontology annotation, biological process: mitochondrial fusion. Bases 1 to 2775 code for a protein of 924 amino acids. Gene Ontology annotation, molecular function: GTP binding; GTPase activity. The transcript has 4 exons. Gene Ontology annotation, cellular component: mitochondrial outer membrane. NCBI's taxonomy places the organism in Eukaryota, Fungi, Ascomycota, Eurotiomycetes, Eurotiales, Trichocomaceae. The record is from RefSeq and is a predicted model, not a curated record.